UAUUGAAGUUGUUACGAACAGAGUAACGCGUAGAUCAGCUUCGUGAAUUUGGGACAGUCGAUGUUUCCGCCUCAUGACAGUCCGCUAUUGAUCCAUAUAUCCACGAAAAUAGACACGUCUGCUGAAAUCCUAUUUAAUUUAAUGUGUUGAUAUAUCUAUUUGAGUUAUUUACGAAUUUGUUAAUUGAUUUUAAAUAUUAACCCGCUGUACCGUAGGAAAAUCGAUCGUAUUUAGAUACUCGGCAGAAAAUGUUGAUCAAAUCUAAACACGCUAUUUGAGAUACAACGGCAGCAUGUGUAGGCUGACAACAAACGCCUGGUGUUGGUGGGUCAUGAUCACAUCAGCACGUGUGGCCUUAGACUUGAGGGGAUGGGCUGGGGGUUGUUUUAACUCACCAGGCACUCAUCUAACGUGAAGCUUGGUGGUAGAAAGUUGUGUGGCAGCGGUGGUGUGUGAAGGUCAGAACGUCUUGUGCUGCCUCGAGGAACUGGUGCGCAAUAACGAUUCGAGGAGACGGUGGUUUUUUGUGUGAUUGUUCAUCUAAAAUUAUAAUAGAACUUCCAAGUUGAGGGAGACUCAGUGGCGUAGAACGAGUAGCCUAAAUACCUCGUAACAGACAAGUACUGGACGAUAUGUUACAAACUACUUAGUAGAUUGAACGGAAGACGGAGGAGGACUGAGGAACCGUAGACCAUUGUUGGUUAGUCUAGCCAGUAGACCUGUGUAGUGGUGGAGGGUGGUGUGUGGUGGGCGCGGCAGUGAAGGAUGUGCCUCGUAUGUAUGCUACAGUAUAUGGGCGACGCUAUGGGCAAAGGAGCAGCAGGAGUGUGUGGGGCGCGACAGGGGGAGUACACCAUAGGAGGCAGCGAGGAGGAGCGACCUGGACAUACCCAACACGACUGGCGCUACUACCUGUGCUGUAUACCGGAUUCAUGCUUCAGCAAGGGUGGUCAGCGUGCUCAGCGAGGCAAGAUGGUUUUCUUGCACGGCGUACUAUACAUGGAGGUGAUCGAGGCGAACAACCUUCCAGAUGUUGACACUUCUUGGUUUAGAUCCUCAAAGGAUGUUUCAGACCCAUAUGUAACUGUUGACACUUGUGCUGGGGGAAAGAAGACGUGUCGUAUUGCAAAGACUUCCAUCAUCUAUAACUCCUUGAAUCCACAGUGGGGAGAGAAGUUCCGUAUUGAACUGUGUCACGAAACAGAGUCUCUGUUAUUUACUGUUAAAGAUCUGGAUUUGGUGAAGAUAGAAUGUAUAGGCUACAUGAGCAUUAGAGCAGUUGACUUACUUCAAGAAGAACCAGUCACUGGAUGGUUCCCACUCCUUGGCAGGGAUGGUAAUCCAUCUGGUUCCAUCAAUAUUUCUCUUCGCUAUCUCUCCUCUUCAUCUAUCACACGAUCUAAUGAAGUUCCAGAUACUGUGUUUCCUCUACGGUCAGGCUGCCGAGUGAAACUGUAUCAGGAUGCUCACACACCUGCCCUCCCACCUCUCACUGAUAUUACUCUUCCUAGUGGGGAACCCUAUGAACCUCCACAACUGUGGGUUGACAUCACCAAUGCAAUUGAAAAUGCUCAAAAACUCAUCUAUAUUAUUGGAUGGAGUGUGAAAACAGACAUCAGUCUGCUACGUGAUGGUGAAUGUGAAAAUUUGGGUGAUAUUUUGAAAAGGAAAGCAGAUGAAGGUGUGAGGGUCUUGGUGAUGGUAUGGAAUGAAGCCAUGAGCACAGAUAUAUACACCCCUGGUGUCAUGGGUACUCACGAUGAGGAAACGAGGAUAUUCUUUGAAGGAACAGAGGUUGAGGUUUUCUUGGCCCCACGUCAGAAAAACAAAGGCAAGAUAAUGGAGAGCAACUUUGUUGCUACUUUGUACACUCAUCAUCAGAAAUGUGUCAUUGUGGAUGCUGAGGUUGAGAAUGAUGACAGGCGUCGUCUCGUUGCCUUUGCAGGUGGCAUUGACCUUACUGAUGGACGCUGGGACACGCCAGAACACCCACUCUUCAAAACUCUGCCAGACUGUCACCAGCAUGAUUUCUAUAAUGGAGUAUGUCAGUCCAAUGUGACAACAGGGCCACGUCAACCAUGGCAUGACAUUCACAUGUAUGUCGAGGGAGCUGCUGCCAAUGAUAUACUUACAAACUUUGUAGAGCGCUGGCGACGUCAAGCUCCUGACCGGGAGAAUCGACUUCUUUCAGUCUCUGAAGACGACUUUGUCUUAGAUUGGGAAGCUCCUGAUGAAUCUCCUUGGAGUGUCCAAUUUUUCAGAUCAAUUAACUCAGAUUCAGCACAAUUUGAUACUAGUGCACUUGAUCGCCUUCUGUCUCGAAAAGGGAGAAUGUAUGAGAACUCUAUCCAGCGAGCUUAUAUUCACCACAUAAGACGGUCUAAACGCUUCGUCUACUUGGAGAACCAAUAUUUCCUUGGCUCUGCCCAUGGAUGGCUGGUGCAGGAGGCCAAAUGCCCUCAUCUGAUACCCAUAGAGCUAACAACAAGGAUAAUUAAUGCAAUUAAAGCUGGUGAGGAUUUCCGUGUAUAUAUUGUUAUUCCAAUCCAUCCAGAAGGAGACCCAACCUCAACAGCAGUGCAGGAGAUUCUCCACUGGCAGCACCGAACGAUGGAGAUGAUGUACAGAAAGAUUUCUAAGGCAAUUCGUAAAGCAAAAAUUGAUGCUCAUCCAACGGAUUACUUAACAUUCUUUUGCCUUGGUAAACGUGAAAGUCCAGAUGAAAUACCCGAUGGCUUAGAAGAACCAGAUUCAAACAGUGUUGCAGCAAAGGCAAGGGAAAGUUUGCGCUUCAUGAUAUAUGUUCACUCAAAAAUGGCAAUCUUUGAUGAUGAAUAUAUCAUUGUAGGAUCUGCAAACAUUAAUGAACGCAGCAUGAGUGGCAACCGUGACUCAGAGAUGGCUGUUGGUGCAUUCCAACCACAGUUUACGAAAGAAAAAUGUGGAGACUCUCAGAUAGAAGGUGAUGUUCGUACCUUCCGUCUGUCUCUCUGGGCAGAGCAUUGUGGGUCUCACAUGGAAGAACAUCUAUCCCCAGAAUCUGUAUCUUGUAUGGCAGCAAUGAAAGAUCUUGGUGAAGCAAAUCUACAAAAAUACAUUUCCCCAGAGGCUGAACAUAAUGACUCACAUUUAAUGUUCUAUCCAUUGAGUGUUAGUCAAGAUGGCCGUGUAGAAAUGCGAGAAGACUUCCCAAAGUUCCCGGACACUGGUGGAUCUAUCACUGGCAAGAACUCCAACUUCUUGCCUAAUUCUCUAACCACGUGAAAGCUCUCUGCUGAACUGUUGAUCUCGGAUAUUUCUCUGGCAUUAUUUUGUGCUUGAUGAACAAAAAACUCUGAAUGACAUCAGCCAUAUUUAAGGCUAGUGUGAAGAUACUAAUGUUUUGUUUCCAGUAAAACAUAAUGAAGAAAGGAAUGCGAGUCCAUUAUCCAGCUUGAUAUAUUUGAUAAAAUCAACAAUAGUCAUCAGAGCUGAAAAUGUUGAUUUGUGAAUAAAUAAUUAAAGGUACCCUUGGAUUCAUGUCCAUGCAGCUCUUGCCUUUAUGUUUAAGGUACAAAAAUAAAUUAAUUAAUG
This is a messenger RNA of Homarus americanus (American lobster), 3573 nucleotides long. Its product is annotated as phospholipase D alpha 1-like. Gene Ontology annotation, cellular component: plasma membrane. Gene Ontology annotation, biological process: phospholipid catabolic process. The coding region runs from base 766 to 3264 and encodes 832 amino acids. Gene Ontology annotation, molecular function: D-type glycerophospholipase activity. The record is from RefSeq and is a predicted model, not a curated record. The transcript has 4 exons. NCBI's taxonomy places the organism in Eukaryota, Metazoa, Arthropoda, Malacostraca, Decapoda, Nephropidae.